Molecule: messenger RNA, 2589 nt
Organism: Phymastichus coffea
Lineage: Eukaryota; Metazoa; Arthropoda; Insecta; Hymenoptera; Eulophidae
Product: cytoplasmic 60S subunit biogenesis factor ZNF622
Exons: 4
Coding region: 1001-2152 (383 amino acids)
Biological process (GO): ribosomal large subunit biogenesis
Cellular component (GO): preribosome, large subunit precursor
Molecular function (GO): nucleic acid binding; zinc ion binding
Source: RefSeq, a predicted model, not a curated record
CCUUCAUUAACAAAACAUCUAAUAUCCAGUCUGUUUAUUGGGAAAAUUCAUAAAAUGUCAAGCUUAGAGAUGUUCAGAGCUAUAGUUCGGAGCCUUUUGUCCGCUCCAAGAUCGUCGGUUUUUCAAUUUCAAUAUGGUCACGUGAUACAAGUGAUGUCACAAGUGGGUCGUUAUUGUCUUAUUCAGAUGAACGAUAUAUUAAACGAUAUUGUACAAAAACUGUGAGACAUGGCGACUGAGUUCAGAUCAGACCAAGAAGACGGCAGAGCAGCUAGUAUAAGCUUGGGGGCUUGAUCGAGAGAAUUAUCCGCAAACCUAAUUACCGAGAUGUGGUAACUUGCCACCGGAAUGUCCGGUGCAUAUGGCGAGUGCGAGUGAUCAUGUAAUACUAACUAUAUUAAUAUAAUGGUUUAUUUUGGUAAGUCGUGUCCCCGUCACUUACCAGAAGAAAACCAUUUUAUAUCAUCGAUGCUCAAUCCUCGAAAAUAAUUUGGAUUUUGAACUUUGCGGGUCGAGAUCAUUGAGCAGUGAAAUCAGUAAACAAAUUUAACAAAUGUUCUGUUGCGUUAGGGUCUUUUCACAGAAGGAAUAUUCCUGUGAUGUUCUUGUUCCGUGUGAUUUUUUACCUCCCGGAACAUUUGUACAGUUCAUUAUUUUCGUCUUGUACAUACUCUCUAGUUUGGGGCUGAACCCCAUCCAAAUUUUCUAUGCGUACGCCAUCUUUUCAAUUCUAUGGUCAUGGGAUAGUUCAGUAAUCAAUGUAAGUAGUGUAUCUAUAUGUAUAAUCUAUGGAAUAAUUACUUCCGCGUUACACGCAUUGGUUACUGAACUCUCCCGUGAUUACAGAUUGGUAUGGGAUAGCUAUGGAAAGUCCCUCAAAAGACAGGUUGCAUUUCUACAACAGAACAGUGACACAAGUGCUGGAUAAGUGAGAGCUGUAGCAAAUACAUCAAUAAUAUUCUGUUAAUCGAGGUUAUAAAGUUAAACAUAUCUGGAUACUAUGACUUCAACUUAUACUUGUAUAACUUGCCGUGUCGCUUUCCGUGAUUUGGAAGUACAAAGGCAACAUUACAAAUCAGAUUGGCACAGAUAUAACUUGAAGAGAAAAGUAGCUGAGUUACCACCCAUUACGGUUGAGGAAUUUCAAAGACGAGUUAUUGCACAGCGAAGUAAAGUUGAUGAAGAAAGUCAGAGUCAAAGUUUGAUUUGUAAAGCUUGUAAAAAGAAUUUCAAUACUAAAAAUCAGUAUGAUAAUCAUUUAUUGUCUAAAAAGCACAAAGAGAAGACUUUAAAAUCAGAUAGUUCUAUUUCUUUGGAAAACGAUGAAGUAAUGAGAGAAAGCAAUGAAGAAUCAACCAGUAGUGGACCUAUUAAAAAAUUAAAAAAUAGUAUAGAAAUCAAUGAAACUAAAAAUGAUAUGGAAGUUGAUUCAGAUGUUGAAUCUGUAGAUUCAGAUGAAUGGUUAGAAGAUACAGACAAUCCAGUUGUCAGAAAUGAUUGUCUAUUUUGUCAUCAUCAUAGCAAGAGCUGGGUGAAGAAUUUGAAACAUAUGACAACUGUUCAUUCAUUUUUCAUACCUGAUCCAGAAUUUUGCAUAGAUAUAAAGGGUUUACUUAUUUACUUAGGAGAAAAAGUUUUUGCUGGAUAUAUGUGUGUAUGGUGCAAUGACAAAGGCAAGGCCUUCAGAAGUGCUGAAGCAGCAAGGACUCACAUGCUUGAUAAGGGGCAUUGUAAAAUGUUACAUGAAGGAGAAGCACUUGCAGAGUAUGCAAGUUUUUAUGACUAUUCUUCUAGCUAUCCUGAUAGCGAAUCAGCUGAUCCCAAUGCAGAAGUGGAAAUCCCAGAGCUAGAUGACAGUGAUUAUCAACUUGUGCUUCCAUCAGGUUCAAUUAUCGGCCAUAGAUCUCUUAUGCGAUAUUAUAAGCAAAGCUUAAAUCCUCAACGUGCUUUAGCUGUUCCCAAGAAUGAAAAAUUAAAAAAAGUUUUAUCUAUGUAUCGAGCACUUGGUUGGAAAGAGACUCAAGUAGAAGCUGCUAAACAAAAGGCAUUGGAUAUUAAAUAUAUGCAGAGGCUGCAACAAAAGUAUUCAUCUAAAUUAGGUUGCAAAGCAAACAAAUUGCAAAGCCAUUUUAGACAGCAAGUUAACUUUUAAAAUCAAUCAUACUUUUAUGUGUUUUUUAUAUGUAAAAAAAAUGAGCAGUAAAUAAGCUUUGAAAAGCUCCAUAAAUGUAUUUAUGUACAAUUAUAAUUUACCUUUUAUAAUAGUUUAUUAUAAACAGAAGAAAUUUGCAUUACUGAAUAGCUAUAACAAAAAGCAUAUUUUUAAUCACAUGUACAUAUAAAUUUAAGAAUUUUGAGAAAAAAGUUUUCAAUAAUAUAACAAUAUGCAAACUUCGUAGCGUCAAGGUUAGAGAGACAGAAGUCUGUACAGAUUUAUAUGAAAUACAUUUUUAUGCUAAAAGCUAAUACUCUGUAUUAUUUCAUUGGUAAAUAACAAUGUUACUUAUUGAAUGUUAUGAAUAAGCAAAAUUGUAAGCUUUUGGAUUGGUAGCCUCACAAUAGAAAAUAAAGAGGUUUAAUAAUGUAGAA